AUGAUACUGUCAAACUGCGGGGGAGGCGUUGGGCAACGCCUCAAUACAACCGUGAACUUCUACGAUCUACUGCCGUCCGACCGAUCGUACUAUUACUACGAAGGCUCGCUGACGACGCCAAACUGCAGCGAGGUGGUACAGUGGUUCCUAUUGAAGGAGACCAUCUCUAUCCCGAGCGCGUACCUCGCGCAGCUGCGGGAGGUGGAGGAGAACGAGGAAGGGGAUCGCCUGACGUUCAACUACCGCAACACGCAGGAUCUGGCUGGCCGACAAGUCUCGCGGUACCCCGCCAGCGGCGUACCUAAAGCAGGAGAAAUUCAAAUCACCACCGGUGGAGUUAGCGCCGCGUGCAAGGCCGGGCAAGCUCUCAGCGCUGUGAAGGUGAAGGUGGACAGCGGUAACGACCCGGUGAAGGGGCGGGAGUGGUUGGAAACGUUCCUGAAGAUUCUCCGUAGAGAGGACAUCGGCGAGGAGGCGGUAGCUGGAGAAAUAGCAAAGUUCUACGUGAGAUAUGCUGGUAGAGGAAGCGAGGGUUGUGCCUUUUUCAAUUCCAUAGCCUCUGGAGAAGAUCAAGCUGUUCCUGCAGCACAAGUUACUGCUCAAGCUACUCCUCCUCCACAGACCUCUCCACCUUUCUCCUCCACCACUCCCACCACUCCAAGGAGUGGGAAACUAAAUAUUGAUAGAGAUGUGCGCAGAGCUAAAGGCUGUCUGAAGCAUCUGGACAAAGAUGAACUGAAGGACUUGUUCCAGGAGCUGGGACUCUAUCACUCAACUGUACAGAAUAGCUACUCCGGCAGCACGAGAGCUGAAUACUCUGAAAGGUUGAUCCGGGACUGGAUUCGGGGGGAAGAUGGUGUGCUGACAUCAGAGGACUACAGUGGAGGAGCAACGUGGGAGAACCUGAGGAAAGCUCUCAAGGAAUUGAACCACCAUGGCGUAGCUAACGACAGUUAUAAAAAAUACUGCGCAUGCGUAAAAGAUCUUCGACGCGCCCCUAGUUUGUUGCACAGGCGUUGUUCGUUCGCGAUGGCAGACGACGGGCAGCCAAUCGAGAUCACAUCGCUGAAUGAUAACAUCGAUUUCAUAACCAGUUCUGUUAAAAACAGUUUGCAAUCGUUCGCGAACGACCUCGUCCAGAAAAAGUUCAUCGCCUACGAGGCUUCCCGAGAGAUACUUGGAAUGACAGGAGUUGUUCCAUCAAAACAAGUCGGCUUGUUGAUGGAGGAAGUGCAUAAAAUUAUAAAAUAUGGAGACAACAAGAGAGAGUGGUUCGAUAAGUUCGUCGCUAUUUUUUCCCGGGAUGCAGCCAACAGUGAGCUUGUGAAAAAGUUGAAACGCUCCGUCGGCGGCGGCACAGACAGUUCUGCAGAGGCAUCAGAAAAUGAAGCAGUUGGUAUGGUCCAGGCACAGAUCUCUAGACUAUAGCCAAUGCUUAUGCAGGAGAGCCUCUAGUUACUGAGAAUUCGUUAAACAUGCAGACUGCACUGAUACUGUGUACCCUACCCUCCAAUUGAGCCCACACACAUAACUGAUGAGGUAGUCAUAGAAGCAGUCAAAACAACCUAUUAGUCAUGUGGGAGUAAGGGUAUUGUCAGCACUGCAACAUUCCCUUACAAAAACAGACAUGAUGUGCUACACUGACUGGAUGACUCUGGUUGAGAAAGAUGACGGCAGAGCAGAUGAAUUAUGGGUUCUAACAGAUGAAGACCUCUGGCUGGUAGGGAAGACGCUAAAAGUGCGUUUCUUAGACGACAGGAUUCCGGCGUGGCCUAAUGAUGGACGUGGUCAUAUCACUGAAGAAGAGAUCCUCAAGAUAGCCAAUGAGUGGCAUCAAUGUGGGGUUGAGCAAGGCAAAGAUGUUGUGCCAGAGUUUGUGCCAUGUGGUGCAGAUGACACCGCUGACAUCAGAGUGAAGUUUAUUGAUUCUGGAUGCCCACGCUCUAAAGUUGGUACUGCUGCAACUCGGGUCAAAGCAGGAGAUCCCACAAUGUGGCUGGAUCUCAAAUCACCAGAUAAUUGCCCUUCCCUCUACAAGCGCACCAUUCGACAUGAGUUUGGGCAUGCUCUCGAUCUGAAACAUGAGCAUCAGCACCCCGAUGCCCCGCCGCUGACCGACCCUAGAAAGCUCAAAGAGUAUUUAACGCAGCGUUUGCCUCCUGCGGAAAUUGAUGAGAAAAUUCGUGUGCAGUGGGCAGCACUUGCCAGGGGAGCCUCUCAGAAGAGCAAAUACGACAAGGAGAGCGUUAUGCACUAUCUUAUACCGGAAGUAGUAAGAGCCAAUAAAUAUGUAGGACCAACAGAGCUUCCGAUUGAGCUGUCUGAUUGUGACAAAACCAACAUUGUCUUGUUUUACUCAAAAGGUGCUGCAGAUGAAGAGCAGACUCCCAUGGACACGGGUAGUGGCACUGACAGAGAUGAUGGGCCAGGGGGUUCUAUUGUUGACGAUAGUGGAGAAAAUGGAUCAAAAGGAAAUAUCAAACCUGAAGACUUUGCAAGUUUCCCAAGACCAAAGCUGGUUGACCUGAUCAAUAUAGUUGGUGUUAGAGUAAAGGUGAAGUGGAGAAGCAUAGGACUUGGGCUUGGUUUCAAGGAUUGGGAACUAAAUGGGAUUUAUGCCACAAAGUGUAGAGAACUGGACCCUCCUCAAGAGUGUAUGACAGAGGGUUUUAGCCAGUGGAAGUCUGGUUUGAAAAGUGAAUACUCGUGGAAGAAACUGGCAGAAGUUCUUGUGCUGCCAGCAGUUAAUGAAAUUGAACUUUCUGGGUCAUAUGUACCAAAACUUACUAAUAAAAAGUAGAACUCUUAUAUGUAUUAUACUUGGGACAUAAUGCAGAGACGGUUGUAUUUGAGUGAGCUAUCAUGUCCAAAAUUGUUAUUGUAGCCAGACCCUUCAU
Geodia barretti is the source of this 2897-nucleotide messenger RNA. The record is from the annotation of a GenBank genome assembly. Lineage: Eukaryota; Metazoa; Porifera; Demospongiae; Tetractinellida; Geodiidae.